Molecule: messenger RNA, 306 nt
Organism: Trichomonas vaginalis G3
Lineage: Eukaryota; Parabasalia; Trichomonadida; Trichomonadidae
Exons: 1
Coding region: 1-306 (101 amino acids)
Source: RefSeq, a predicted model, not a curated record
AUGUCGUCAAGAGCUUUAAUGAGAUUAAAUAGCGUCAUAGAAAGACUAGAAAAUACAUAUGCUUGCAUAUCAAGUCAAGAAGACGAAGAGUUUUACAGCGAUAAUUUCGAUUAUUCUUCCGAAAGUCAAUCAGGUCUUGAGUCACCUACAAUGUUAGGAGUUACUGCAGAAAGGCACGAAAAAUCACCAGAGAUGUUGAAUCUUGAAAACGAUCUAAAUACAAUACUGGAGCGCAUCGAUGAACUCGACGGAGCGUUCGCUGCUUCAGAGAAUCCUUACAAAAAAGAAUUCGCUUUUUUACUUUAG